Molecule: messenger RNA, 2892 nt
Organism: Ogataea angusta
Lineage: Eukaryota; Fungi; Ascomycota; Pichiomycetes; Pichiales; Pichiaceae
Exons: 1
Coding region: 1-2892 (963 amino acids)
Source: RefSeq, a predicted model, not a curated record
AUGAAGGAGCGCGAGGCGUCCUUCGACGGCGUCUACAAGGCCGGCGAGAUGGUCUACUGGCACCUGUCGACGCCGUCGGGCGAGACGAUGGCCAUCAACGGUUUUUACUUCGAUCCUACAAAGACCCACAUGGACAGGGUCGGGUGCUUCACGUGCAAGGUGAAAGAGUUUGGGUGGGCUCCGGGCGCAACAGAGCCUCCCUCGGUGCGCCAUCUGCGGAAUUCGCCAGAGUGCCCGUACUCCAGGGUGCUCAGCAGCAGACAUUUGCACGAGAGCGAGGGCCUGGACUGGGACGAGAACGACUUGUUUGCCAGCGUGCAGGAUUCGGCAGACAUACGCCACCAGACGUUCAAGCUGGCGAGCUGGCCGCACGAGCGGAACAAAAAGAUGCCGUCUAGUCGAGAGAUGGCCGAAAACGGGUUCUACUACGCUUCGUACGAGAAGGGCGACGACACCACCACGUGCAUGUACUGCGGCACGAGUCUGGAGGGCUGGGAGGCCGGCGACAACGUCGCGGAGGAGCACCGCAAGCGCAGGCCCGACUGCUAUGUGUUUGCAGGGCGAAGACGCAGCGGGGUGUACUCCAGAAGGGCCAGCGAUGUGAACAUGGACGUGGUGGAGAUCUCGGACGUUUCCGUUGAGAGGGUGAUACAGGAGCUGCCAGAGGGGGUGGAUGUGGGGGAAGAGGAGCAGGAGAAGAAGGCUGAACACCAGUUGGAUGAUAAUGGAGAUGUAGAGGCUCGGGAUCUCGAGGUGGCAGAACCAAAGGAAGCAGAUGACUUACAAGAGACAGAGGCUGCCCAGUCCGUCAAGCGGCCUGCAUCGGUGCUGGCCGACGUGCAGCUGGAGGAGGAGAUAAUAGAAGACGACAGCGUGGAAGGAGAGGCCGAGCCGGUUGAGAUCCCGAUGUCCACGCUGAACGAGCUGGAGGAUCUUUUUUUUGUGGAGGACUCGCGACGGUCGUCCACCUUCUUCAACCGCUCGCGGUCUUCGUUCGGCGAACGGGCGUCAGACGCGGCCGAGAGAAAACUAGAGUCUGUUCCCGAGCCAGUGGAGGAAAAAGUGCCAGAACCGAUCAAAGAGGAUCUCGAGCAGGCCGAAGACGUGCCGAUGGAGAAUGUUCCGGACUUUAUCGUACCAGAGCUGGAAGUUCCCGACAGUCAGGGCGCGCCCAUGGGGAUUGAAGAGUCUCUGCGUGAGAUCAAACAGCUGGACCCUGUGGGGCCGGCAGACGGCAUGGACAUGCUUGACGAGAGCACUCGCGAUGACAUAAUCAUGAAAGAGACCCCAGAGCCGGAACGGCCGGUUGUGCAGCAGGCAGAGCAACAGGCGGAGCAACAGGUGGAGCAAGAGCCGGAAAAAGAGCUGGCAAAAGAGCUGGAACGACAGCCAGAGCAACAGCCAGAGCAACAGCUAGCUGAGGAACUGUCCUCAAAGAAGCGAAAGAAGCAGGAAGAAAAGCACAAAAAACACCACAAGCGCAGGAAGGCGGAGAAGGAGAAGGAGAAGGAGAAGGAGAAGGAGAAGGAGAAGGAGAAGGAGAAGGAGAAGGAGGGCAAGAGAAAGAGGAAGAAGGAGAGAAAAGAGAAGAAGGAGAAGGAAAAGAAAAAGAAAGAAAAGGCGCUCAGGAAAGAGCUCAAGAAACGUGAGGAUGAAGCAUCUGUUCUGUCGCCACUUGCAGGCACAGUCUCUGUUCACGAGACUCCAGAGCCUGCUCCACCCACAGAGCCUAAGAAGUAUGUGGAGGAGCUCGUGGAGACUGAUUUCUCUGAGGAGGAAAUAGAGCCGAAAGUUGAACAGAGGAUGGAAAGUAUCGAAGAGGAGGCGAAAGAGGAGGAAGAGAAAGUGGACGAAUUGCAGCCUAAUGAUGACGACGAAAACGAUGUGUUGCUGGACGACGAGAAAGCUGCGCCUGUUCCGGAGAUUUCCAGAGUUCCAACUGUUUCCCCAACAGGGCUGGUUGCGAGGGACAGUCGCGUGCGCUCACGGAUACUUGACGGGCGCAUCAUUUCGUCAGACGAUCCUCUUUCGUUUGGGAGAAGAGCGAAGCGGAGAGCACGAAAGCUCAAGGAGACCCCAAGCACGGAAAGCAAGGACUCUGAGGGUAAGACUUUUGAGAAAGCAGAGCAGGAACCCGAGAAGGAACCCGAGCGGGAGACGAACGCGGCCCCUGAGCCUAAAGAGGCCGCCGAGACGGCCGAGGCGGUUGCACUAUACGAGCGCCAUAUUUUUCCAGAACGUGUGCAGAUCUACGAGCAGCAAAGCACCAAGCAUGAAACAAGCACAGAAGAGAAGAAGGACGAAAGAGAGAGCGAUUCUGAACCCCACGCAGCGGCCGAGCAGGCGCAGCCGGCUUCUGCAGAGCCCACUCCCCUGCCAACGGCACAGGACAUGGACUCGUCGCCCAAUCGGGCUGUGUCGGAGGGUCAGGAAAAUGUGCACAGAAACAGCCCACAGCGCAUUUCCAGCGAGCCUGCCAAGUCUGCCCGCUCCCCGCCAAACCUCUCUCUCAGCAUUGAGCAUCUAUACGAGAACCAGAGCACUCCAGAGUUGAGGAAAGGACCGCUUUGGGAGCCGAUCAAGAAGCGCUCGUACACGGAGGAAUUCAACGAGGCCAUCAAGUAUACACAGGAGCUGCUGGACUCGGACUACCAGUCGCUGAACGACGACCUGGAGGGCAAGCUGACGAGCUUUGUGGCGGAGAUGCCAGAAGAAGAGCUCGACAUGACGCUAAAAGGGUGGAUCUGCUACCAGGCGGACCAGGCGGCGAGACUGGUGGCGCAGAAGACAGACGAGAUGGUGGGCGGGUUCCGCGAGGACGCCGCGCGCGCGCUGAAGGUUUUGGAGUCUUUGCCGGUGGUGGAGGAGACCGAUCAGGAUGUAGUGUUCUAG